Molecule: messenger RNA, 1578 nt
Organism: Varanus komodoensis (Komodo dragon)
Lineage: Eukaryota; Metazoa; Chordata; Lepidosauria; Squamata; Varanidae
Gene: ABAT
Product: 4-aminobutyrate aminotransferase
Exons: 15
Coding region: 66-1568 (500 amino acids)
Biological process (GO): GABA catabolic process
Cellular component (GO): mitochondrion
Molecular function (GO): pyridoxal phosphate binding
Source: RefSeq, a predicted model, not a curated record
CCAGCAGGUCAUCACCUGGAGGAAAAAGAAAAUUUGAUUGUUUUCCUUGACUGAAGAAAAGGGAAAUGGCAUUGAUGCUGCUGAGCCGACAUUUAAUGUGUUCACUGCAGCAGAAUUCAAGGAUAUUUGCAGCUGGGCACCGAGGAAUCAGCCAAGCCGCAGCGAAGAUUGAUGUGGAAUUCGACUAUGAUGGGCCGCUUAUGAAGACAGAGGUCCCCGGACCAAGAUCUAGGGAAUUAAUGAAGCAGUUGAAUGGAAUCCAGAACGCAGAAGCUGUGCACUUUUUCUGCAACUAUGAGGAGAGCCGAGGGAAUUACCUAGUCGAUGUUGAUGGGAACCGUAUGCUGGACCUCUACUCCCAGAUUUCCUCCAUCCCUAUAGGAUACAGCCAUCCUUCUCUAAUAAAACUUCUACAGCAACCGCAGAAUCUGAGCACCUUUGUCAACAGACCUGCCCUGGGGAUCUUGCCUCCGGAAAACUUUGCGGAAAAGCUAAAGGAAUCACUGCUGUCGGUGGCUCCUAAGGGCCUCUCACAGGUUAUCACAAUGUCCUGCGGAUCUUGCUCUAAUGAAAAUGCCUUCAAGACCAUCUUCAUGUGGUACAGGAACAAAGAACGAGGACACAACAGUGUUACCAAGGAAGAGCUGGAAACCUGCAUGAUUAACCAGCCCCCAGGUUGUCCCGAAUACAGCAUGCUUUCCUUCAUGGGUGCGUUCCACGGAAGAACCAUGGGUUGCUUGGCCACCACACAUUCUAAAGCCAUUCACAAACUGGACAUCCCUUCCUUUGACUGGCCCAUUGCACCGUUCCCAAGGCUAAAAUACCCGCUGGAGGAGUUUGUGAAGGAGAAUGACCAGGAGGAAGCGCGCUGCUUGGAGGAGGUAGAAGAUUUAAUUGUGAAAUACAGGAAAAAGAAGAAAAUUGUGGCAGGGAUCGUCAUUGAGCCGAUUCAGUCUGAAGGGGGAGACAACCAUGCCUCAGAUGACUUUUUCAGAAAGCUGAGAAACAUUGCCAAAAAGCAUGGGUGCGGCUUCUUGGUGGACGAGGUGCAGACAGGAGGUGGGUGCACAGGGAAGUUUUGGGCCCACGAACACUGGGGACUGGAUGACCCAGCUGACGUUCUGACCUUCAGUAAGAAGAUGAUGACGGGAGGAUUCUUCCACAAGGAGGAAUUCCGGGCGAAUGCUCCAUACCGGAUUUUCAACACGUGGCUUGGGGACCCCUCCAAGAACCUCCUGCUUGCAGAAGUCAUUAACGUGAUAAAACGAGAGGACCUCUUGGGCAACGCUGCUCACGCUGGGAAGGUUCUGCUGACGGGGCUGCUGGAUUUGCAGAACCGCUACCCACACCUGGUCAGCCGGGCGCGAGGCCGGGGGACAUUCUGCUCAUUCGACACACCAAAUGACGCUAUGAGGAAUAAGCUGAUUGCAAUAGCCAGAAACAAAGGUGUGGUGUUGGGAGGCAGUGGAGACAGAUCAAUCCGUUUUCGGCCCACUUUGGUCUUCCGGGAUCAUCAUGCGCACCUCUUCCUAAACAUCUUCAGCGACAUCUUAGCAGACUUCAAGUAGCCAAGUCUUA